This is a messenger RNA of Anopheles aquasalis, 2049 nucleotides long. It is a transcript of the gene dah, whose product is annotated as discontinuous actin hexagon. Gene Ontology annotation, molecular function: zinc ion binding. The record is from RefSeq and is a predicted model, not a curated record. Gene Ontology annotation, cellular component: plasma membrane. Gene Ontology annotation, biological process: synaptic signaling. Lineage: Eukaryota; Metazoa; Arthropoda; Insecta; Diptera; Culicidae.
CGCGCCUUGUGUGUACCUGUGUCGAUUACCAUGUACGAGCAGGAAACGGACGGACGAGGAUACUUGGUGUACCGGAACCGCUACAACGGCAGGGAAGAGCAAGAUAAUCCGAAUCUGCUGCUCAUACUGCUCACAAUCAACGAGAAGCAUGCCGCCUCGCGCUACAGUACCUACCGUUGCGCGGGCAAACUGUAUGAUUUGCAGAAAGCCCUCCACACUUCCACUAUUCCGUUCGAGCUAGUUUGCUCUAUCUUAGACCGACACCAGCUGAACCUAAUCGACAGUGCCCCGUCGGUGAAGCCGGCCCCGCUUACGGCUGCCAUCCACGAUAUCUACUUUGCGGCUGCCCGCAUGGGGUAUUUUGACGAGCUAACGACGGCACCGAACCCCGGCACGGCAUCCGCGCUGUUGGCCAGCUUUCUUUGGGCUGUGUUCGAUCCACGGCGCACGACCCCAAUCUCGGUGCUUGAGUUGCGCCAAACGUUUCUGCUGUUGUGCGAUCAUCCGCACCACACGCAGCUCGUCCUGGAGCACUUCCGGCUAGCGAGCGACCACAAUCUGUGCGUGUCACGGCAUCGGUUCGAGACCAUGCUUGGCGUACUGUCGAAGCUACUCGCUUACCUGGGCGAACCCGAGCACCUGCGGCCGACCAUGGUGCAGCAAAUCACGGCCGAGUGCUUCGCCAGCUACCCCGGGCUGGUUGGUCUAACGGAGUAUCAAUUUUCCUGCCUGUGGAAGCUCUCCUCGCUAUUUUCGUACUACUCGAACGUGGUGUCACUGUGCAGGCGGUUCCGUGAUACUGACGGCGUAGUGCACAGUGGUGCACCGUGUACCGGCUGCCAUUUCACGAUCCGUGGUUUGCGCUUCCAGUGCCAGCGUUGCAGUGGCGUAUCGUUGUGCACCGACUGCUUCACGGCCGGUUACACCGACAAACGGCACAAUGUGUCGCACAAGAUGUACGAGAUAAGCGGUGACGAGCGCGAUGGCCCAAAGUGUACCGCCUGGUUCGGAACCGUUUGGCGCUGGUUCACCAGUUAUGGAACGGUAAAGCGAGAACCGGCAACCGGCGUCCUCUCAACGUUCGAUCAUAUCGAUGCGAAGCUAAUCGACACGAAGGCGGUCGAGGUAAUGAGCAGCACAGGCCACGAAAGCGCGGGACCGCUGCUUCCAGCGGACGCAUCGAUGGCAGGCAUGCUGCUGAUGGGCCGUUCCAUGUCGCGUAACCGCAGCUCUACCUUGCGCCGCAAUGUAAGUGGUUUUAUCGUCGGCAACGGUGGCGACGAGACGGCGGAGCGUAGACAGUUGCUGUUGAACUUGGGCAACGUGACGGAGGCACUCGAAGAACAGCACAGGUGCGGUGCGAAGCAGCUAUCGGAAUGGAAGGACAGCCCGGUCGAUGGGAAGCCGACACGCAGCAACGAAAUGUGCGCCUUCGUCGAUAAACACCUGCAGCAGUUGUCUGAGCAGUUGAUUCAAUUGAAACGGAUCCAUUCGCAGCUGCUGGAGUGGGGCGAAAGAGGAACAACGGGAGGAGCACCACAAAGCUCCAGCACACCAUACCGCAGUGCGGCUAGCACCAUGGAAACUCGUGCAGACGGCGAUUCUGCCGGUUCGAAGGUCCAUACAACGCUUCCGGUAUGCGCGGAGCGCCGCGAAUCGGACCGUGCACCGUCCACCGCGGGCCGGUUGAAUAAAACGGAUUUUUCGGUGCGUGACAUCAGUGCCUGGUUUCAUGCCGAUCAACCAAUCCCACCGACGGAGCAGCAGCAAUCCGAAGGCGACCGUAGCACUGGAUUCAACCGAACGGACGAUGAACGGUCGCGGCGGCUCGUGGAACGGUUGAGGCUCGACACCGAUCUGGUUAACUUUCGCGAGCUGCUGCUGAAGGUGCGGGAAAUCGUCGACGACUCGUACAGCGAUAACGCCGAGCUCGCCCACACAACGCAGCAGUUUGAGCGGGCCCUCGAUCAAAUUAUUGCCCAGGAAGAGCUGAAGCAGAGAUCAAAGCAGAGUGUGGUGGUGGGUGCUGGUGACAGUGCCGCCCUGUAG